UUCCUCAGUGUGUAACGAUGGGGUGUGAGGGGAGGUACGUUGCCGAGUUUCUCAGAUACCUUUCUGAUUUUGUGGCUAAUAUUCGCCCGGAUGAUCCCUUACCAGUGCGUGCGCCCAAUUAUAAAGUGACGGAGAGCGAGAUCGACGGCCAGAUCCUGGAUAUAGUGCACCACUACCUAAAUAGCAGAGAAUGUCCGCCAUACGUGAGGGAAUACGUGGGCCACCAGGUGUGGACAUCCAUCAGGAACCCGGAGGUGAACGGCGAGGAGGCGGACCAGCUGGACAACUCCAACUUCAAUCAUACUUAUGACAUCCUGAAGCUCAUUCAAGACGUCACCAGCAAGGCCAACACUGUGAUCCAGGAGAUGCAGUCCACCCUCACCGUGGAUCAGGUGGAGAAGCUGCCCCGUUACCACCCCAUCAGUCACUUUGCCAUAAAAAAUGGACGCCGGAAGAUGGAGGACCGACAUGUCAUCAUCCACGACCUUAACACCCUCUAUGGCCUUAAUUACAAGCAGCCACACGCCUACUAUGGAGUGUUCGAUGGCCACGCUGGGAUAGAUGCCGCUGUGUACAGUGCUGCCCACCUUCACCAAUACAUGAUUCAGAACCCCCAGUAUGAGACCAACCCAGAAGCCGCCCUCAAGCAUGCCUUCCACAUCACCGACACAAACUUUAUCAAGAAAGCCAGUAAAGAGAAGCUGAAGGGCGGCACGACGGCUGUGGUGGCGCUAGUGCGGGAGAAGCGGUUAGUGGUGGCAUGGCUUGGCGACUCCCAGGCCCUCCUCGUGCGCCGCCGUUCCCCCGUCAGGAUGGUGGAGCCCCACAAGCCAGAGCUGCCUGUGGAGCGGGAGCGAGUGGAGGAGAUGGGUGGAUGUGUCCUCAAUAUCCAGGGCACGUGGCGCGUCCUUGGUCAGCUGGCAGUGUCUCGAGCCAUCGGUGACCGCGAGUACAAACCUUUUGUGUCAUCUGAGUGUGACAUCAAGUCUUUGGAGAUUGAGGGAGAUGAGGACUUCCUGAUUCUGGCGUGUGAUGGCCUCUGGGACACUCUGUCACCUGAUGCAGCAGUCAACCUGGUGUACGCCUACCUCACCCGCAACGAUGGCGAAACUGAUGGUGUAGGCCGGUGCUUGGUGGAAGCAGCGCGCAACAGUGGCUCUGACGACAACAUCACUGCUGUAGUAGUGUUCCUAAGACCCGUGUCCACCAUCAUGGAGGAGGAGGCGCAGCGCAUCGCCCAGGGCCAGGUACCCGAGCCCGUCCCGGAGGCAGUGCUAUGCAAGGACUCAACGCCGUCUUCGAUCAACGCCAUCUUCUCGCCUCCCGUCAACCAAUUCGCCGAUUAUAACUCCGAUCCACCGAUCUACAUUCCAUUUGACGGGGAGAUUCCCUUCAAGAUGGAUGCUGAGGAUGCCGCCACGCCCGCCUCCCAGCCCCUCCAGAAGCAGGAGGAGCCCAUGGAAGGCAGCGAGGCGCCUCAACUGCCUGCCCGCGACUCCGACGAAGGUAUCCCCGCUGCAGGAAAGAACGACCAGGCCUUUAAUCCCCACGAGGCCCCGACGCCCACUGCAGAGGAGGUUGAUGCUGCACUCGCUGAACUCGACAGUAUCCCAGACGAAGUGUGCGAGUCGGGCGACGUAGAGGAAGAAGACGAGGAGGAGGAAGAGUGGUCAUAUUACCGCAUGGAUCUCCAGACACAGCCUCAGGGAGAGGAUGUGCUGGUCCCAGGAUCAUCAGAGGUGAUGGACCAGAACCAAGACAAAGCAGGUACUCCUUCAGCUGAUAUCACUCAAGAGCAACCCAAGGAGCUAGAAACUGGAAAUGGGCUUGGAGGACCAUCUCUGAAGUUGAUGGAAGAUAAUCACACAGAUGAUGUUGAAAUAGCUAAUCAGUCAUCUCUGCUUAGCAGAUCACCAGACUUGUUCCAGACUGAAGCAGCUGCACGAUUGAACAAGGAGACCAACUUGAUGGAAACUUCUAUCAGUAAUGUUGGAGAAUAUUUAGAUAAUUAUGAGCCUUCUUCCAGCCCACAUGCACCUGGAAGUCCCCGCUCAGUGGAAGGCUUUGUGACCUCUGUGGAGCUAAAUACACCUGAGGAAAUAGGUGGUGUUGCUCAUCCUCAGGAUGUGAAUGGUAGUGGAGUAGAGCAGUCAUCAGGGCCUUUCAGUGUAUAUGUUAGCUCCUCACCAGAGCCUGUAAGCCUUGAUCCACACCUUCAAACUUCAGGAGACUUUGACAGUGUAUCAGAAUUGACAAAUGGCCAAGUAGGAAAUGAAAUUGAAGCAUCAGGAGACUUUUCACCAGUUGAAAUAGUCCAUGCACAGUCCACAGUGGAGGUUGUUGCAUCACCUACUCCAAGUGAAAAAAGAGAGGGUGAAAUGCCUGAGGUACCAACAUCUCCAACAGCACCAGUGAACCAGACUGUUGAUGUCACUUUCAUUCCUGAACCUGCUGUAGAACCAACUGCAGAAAAACCAGUUCCUGUGUUUAUUGAUGAAGGCACUCCAGUAUCAGAAGGAGAGCCAGAAAUCCCAAGUUCUGUUUUGGCAGACAUGCAUACUUCAGAACCUGCCACUGCUGACUUCCUUUCCAGGGAGCCAUCAGGUGAACUUUUGGUAAUGAAGGAAACUUGCACUGCAGAGUCACCUGUCCCAGAACUGCAAGCGUUAGUGGAAGGAACCAGCAUUCCUCAUGAUGAAGCACCAACCUCAGAGCCAAUGUCACCAGUCUUUGAUACAGCUUCACCGCUCAUGGAAGAAACACCUGUAGAAGCAGGGGUACCUUCCUCCAUGGAACCUACACUUUUCAAUGUUUCUUCCACCUUAGAACCAUCUCCAGCUCUGGCUUCUCCAGUUGAAAUGACAACUACUAAGCCUUUAUCAGCACCCAUGUCCCCAGUCCAGGAACCAUCACCUGCACCUAUGUCCCCAGUACAGGAGCCUUCACCUGCACCCUUGUCCCCAGUACAGGAGCCUUCACCUGCACCCUUGUCUCCCGUACAUGAACCUUCACCUGCACCCAUGUCCCCAGUGCAGGAGCCUUCACCUACACCCAUGUCCCCAGUGCAGGAGCCUUCACCUGCACCCAUGUCCCCAGUGCAGGAGCCUUCACCUGCACCCAUGUCUCCAGUGCAGGAGCCUUCACCUGCACCCAUGUCUCCAGUACAGGAGCCUUCACCAGUAACAAUAUCCCCAAUACAGGAACCUUCACCUGCACCAGCAUUCCCAGUUGAAGAACCAGUUCCAGCACCAGCAUCCCCAGUUGAAAAACCAGUUCCGGCACCAGCAUCCCCAGAUGAAGAACCAGCUCCGGCACCAGCUUCCCCAGUACAGGAGCCUUCACCUACGCCACUAUCCCCAGUUGAGGAAGCAAUUCCAACACCAGUGUCCCUAGUUGAGAAACCAGCUGUGGCACCAGUAUCCCCAGUUGAGGAACCUGCUCCCACACCAGUCUCUACAGUUGAGGAUCCAGCUCUGAUAACAUCCCUAGUUACUGAGCCAGCACAAGCACCACUGUCAGCAGUUCUUGAUCCUUCACCAGUGCCAGAACAUGCAGUUGAGGAAGAAGCUCCUUUAACAUUAUCACCAGUUGUGCUAGAAACUCAGGCUGGACCUCCAAGUGUAAUCCCUGACAUUAUGGAAACUGCUGCAGUUAACACAGGAAAAGAUGAGAUUCAAAUAAAUAAGGGUACUGUUGUUAUACCAGUGGUUGCCCAAGAUGAUGUCAAAGAAACUAAGCCUGAAGUUGCCAAAUCCCCAGCAAAGACCGCAAAAACUCCUGGUAAAGCUGCUGAUAAAGCUGGAAAGCAAACACCUUCCAAAUCAACACCUGGUAAGGCUACACCAACUAGGACUCCAUCAUCAAGGACUCCGUUGACUAAACCUACUGAAAAGAAACCAACACCUUCAAGUCAAACACUGAAAUCUACGUCUACUAGACCAGCAGCUGAAAAGACCACAGCUCCCAGAACAAGAGUCACACCAACUAGUAGUGCAACUUCAAAGCAGGCCCUAACAAAACCAUCCACUAAGCCAGUAGCAAGGACCACAACUGCAAAACCAUCAACUACCACCACCACCACCAAGCCUGCUGAAAAGAGGGCUCCAAAACCAGCAACGCCUACAACUCCAAGAGCUGCAUUAAGUAAGCCAAGUGCAGCACCAAGUAAAUCUGCUCAAUCCAGCACAGCUGGAAGGGCCACAACCACUACCACUGCAACAAAGAGGCCCAUCAGUGCUCCUACAAGGAGAGUGGAAAAAACUGAUACCAGUAAAGUAAAUGGAACAGCCACUAAGCCAUCAAGAACCACAACCUCACGGCCAGCCACAGCCUCCACUGCAACACGUAAGCCAUUAUCUGCCACAGCUAGGUCUGUACCAGAGAAGGAAACCAAAAACACAACCAACCGCAUCCUUUCCACAACAACCAAGUCUGUCCAGAAGUCCUCACCAGGUACAGCAAGAUCAGUUACAAGCAAGGCAACUGCACUUGCAAAGACAGCAGGAAAAGUAGAUGGAACUUCAUCUGCUACCACUACAACAUCCAAAGCAAGGAUGACGUCUGUCACCAAGUCCUCUACUACCACUAAAGCAACAGGAGUAACGGCAAAGAAAACUUUGGUGAGCAAGACGUCAACCACCAAAUCUAAGACAGCAGCGGCAGCAACCUCUAGUAAGGUCCAGAAGUCUGAAGUGAUAUUGGCUCCUGUGACAAAUGGAGAGAACAAGAUUGCUCAUGAAGAAACUAGUGUGGAGGUGAUAGAAAAGUGUGCUGCUGAGGAUGUUGUGCAGUGUUCCACAACUGAACAGGUGAUAAGCACAGAAACUGUGGAAGUAAUAGUGAAUGGAGAUCACUGAGUCAUUUAAACCUGGGACUUUUAUUAUUACUCAUAAUUGCAUUUUCAAUAUUAGGGUCCAAAUAUAUUUGCAAGUAGUGGUCAUCCUAGUCUGGUAUCUCCAUUUUUAAAUAGUCAGGCUAACGUGGGAAGGCAUGGAUGUUUGGAUCCCUGCUUUUGUAUAGGCACGUCCUUGCUAAUAUGGAAGAUAAUCCUGCUUUACUAAUAUGUACAGUGAAUGAUUAUAUGUUGGAAAGAAUGAUUACCCAGUAUUGUAUGUUGCUUUCUGCAGUUACUUUAUCAUAGCCUCAUUCAUUUUAGGUUCAAGCAAAACUUAUUAUAGGUGCAUUCAUGUUCAUAAUUAGAAUUUAAGAUGAAAUAUAUGCUGUUUCAUGAUUUUCCUCACAAUAGUAUUGGAUAGCAUUAUUCAUGCAGUAAUAAGAUUACAGCUUUAAGUUGAAAUAAUAUUUGUACUGUACAUAGCUAUGAGAUUGUGUGAGGUGCUAGUUCUGUGUUGCAUUCCGGUAUUUUCAUUGCUUAAAUGUUUUGUACUUGAAAUUUCCACCCAUCCAGGCUUGUAGUCACAAGUCCAAUAAAGGCACCAUGUUUUAUACUAGUGUAUUUCAUGUUAGUAGGAAGCUGGAGUGAACAUUGAACAGGUUGAUGACAGGUGGGGAAUGUGGAUUUUACAAGUGGACAAAAGGCCAUAAAUUGAAAAUGUGAAAUAAAGAAGUGCCUUUUUCCAUAAUUUCAUUCCAAGUUAUUGCUGAAAAAAAAUGAAAUAUACUGUAGCUGUCUGCCUCAGGCAUUAUUUAUUUUAAUUUUUUUAAACUUUUUACUUUUCUUCAAUACUCUGCAUUGCCCAAAAAGGAUUGUAUCUUACUAAUUUGCUUCUUGUCACUACGAUGUUAUUGAUAUCGCACAAGCCUGUGUAAAAUCUUAAUUAUUGUACUCUAAUAAAGGUGAAUAUUAAAAAUA
Messenger RNA from Portunus trituberculatus (swimming crab), 5812 nucleotides. Its product is annotated as proteoglycan 4-like. The transcript has 13 exons. The record is from RefSeq and is a predicted model, not a curated record. Gene Ontology annotation, cellular component: nucleus; cytosol. The coding region runs from base 18 to 4856 and encodes 1612 amino acids. Gene Ontology annotation, biological process: protein dephosphorylation; negative regulation of protein kinase activity. NCBI's taxonomy places the organism in Eukaryota, Metazoa, Arthropoda, Malacostraca, Decapoda, Portunidae. Gene Ontology annotation, molecular function: cation binding; protein serine/threonine phosphatase activity.